Guillardia theta CCMP2712 is the source of this 270-nucleotide messenger RNA. RefSeq lists its product as hypothetical. NCBI's taxonomy places the organism in Eukaryota, Cryptophyceae, Pyrenomonadales, Geminigeraceae. The annotation marks the transcript as partial. The transcript has a single exon. The record is from RefSeq and is a predicted model, not a curated record.
CCUCCCCCCUCCCUCCUUCAUGCCGCAACGAUAGCGCACACUAUCACCCCUCCCCUCCCUCCUUCAUGCCGCAACGAUAUCGCACACUAUCACCCCUCCCCUUCCUCCUUCAAUGCCGCUACGAUAGCGCAACACUAUCACCCCUCCCCUCCCUCCUUCAAUGCCGCAACGAUAGCGCACACUAUCACCCCUCCCUCCCUCCUUCAUGCCGCAACGAUAGCGCACACUAUCACCCCUCCCCUUCCCUCCUUCAUGGCCGCAAAACGAUAG